Soboliphyme baturini is the source of this 326-nucleotide messenger RNA. The record is from the annotation of a GenBank genome assembly. Lineage: Eukaryota; Metazoa; Nematoda; Enoplea; Dioctophymatida; Soboliphymatidae.
CUGAACGGCUUCUGUUUAGGAAAAACCUACCCGCAGAAGGGGCAGACGGUUGCAGUUCAUUACACUGGUACCUUAGAAAAUGGGAAAAAGUUUGAUUCAUCACGCGAACGUGGUGGACCUUUCACCUUUAGAAUAGGUACUGACGAAGUCAUAUCCGGCUGGAAUGUAGGAAUUUCUCAGAUGAGUCUUGGUGAACGGGCAAUGCUUACUAUUUCACCAGAAUCGGCCUAUGGUGCCAGAGGUAUUCCUGGAGUGAUACCUCCGUCGGCUGUUCUUAUGUUCGAUGUAGAAUUGUUGGAAAUAUCGAUUCUGUACAAGCAGUAAAU